CGAGCCGAGAGACCCUCUGCCCUACCGGAACCUAUCCCUCCCACCUCGCCUCGCCUCGCCUCUCUGCCGACGCGGUCGAUCCCCAUCGCCGAACCGGUGCCGGACCGCCGGGGUGGAGCUGCGGGGACGUGGCUGGACGCCGCCGCCCCCUGAUCGGGGCUGCUUGCUCGCCUAAUUCGAGCUAGGUAGGGCGAGCUUAUUCGAUUCCGCUCAUGGAUUUGCUUUCACAUGAAUAAGCUCUCAGCAUUCUGAGUUUGGAUGAUCAAAUCAGCGUCAGCUUAAUUUCUGUUGCUCUGUCGAUAUGGGAGCUAAUUGCUGUAUAGCUGCAAAGCAGAGGCCUCAGCCAUGUGUCAUUCCAGUUGAAGUGUCUGCUUACAGGAACAUAAGACACUCCCCAUCAUGGAGCUUCCGAUGGGACAACAGAACGCACAUAGAAGACGUAAUGGAAAUCCCCACUUUUUUUUCCAACCAUAGUAGUGGAAGCAUUCGGCCUGAAACAAAGAGCGGUUCCAUUGCACCAACUGAAGGCUUUUCUAAUGGAGGUAGCCCUUCUGAUCUCUUCCACAAGGUCAAGUGGCACAAACCGGAAAAGAAGAUGGAAACAUCUAAAGUCGCACGAUCUGAUACACGAGCAGAUAGAUCUACUGCAAGCAACUCUUCCCCCGAGGGAAAGCUUUGCAGGAAAUCACUAGACAUGGUAAGCGUUGCUUCAGAUACGAAGACGUCAUCCCCUGUUGCUUCAGCAACACCUGUUGUAUCCAGAACAGAUCCUUCAUCCUCUAGGGGCCAUUCUCUGGCAAUGGGUCCAGAGUCGAUGAGAAAAGCACGUCGAUCGCCAGGUUAUCAACUAUAUAGACAGGUGUCAGACAGCAAGAUUCCAUCUCUCAGGUCUCUCAACGAGAGCAGCUCUCCUGAAGGAAGGCCUUCCUCCUCCAUGCUCUCAGUCUGCAGCAAUGAUUUAUCUGCAGCCGGAUCACAUGGUGAAUCAUCAGAUGGUUGGUCAAUGCGAACAUUUUCGGAAAUGGUUGCAUCAUCGCAAAGAGACAGAUGGUCAGUUGACAGUGAGCUCUUAGGUUCCGUUUCUAGUAAAAUGACUAUAUCAAGUGCUUCAAAUCCUACCACAGUAUCCCGUGACCAAGAGGUGUGCAAACUGUGUUUAAAGCUACUUAAGGAAAGGUCCGCGUGGAAUGCUCAGGAUCUGGGUGUUGUCGCUGUUUUAUUGUGCGGCCAUGUUUAUCAUGCUGACUGCCUGGAUAGCUUAACUGCAGAAGCUGAGAAAUAUGAUCCUCCUUGUCCCGUAUGCAUCCAUGGUGAGCAAUGUACUGUGAAGCUAUUUGGUAAGCUGGAAUCGAAGAUUAAGAACAAGAUACCAUCAAAUGUGACAGUUGAUGGUGAUCUGGAUGGGAGCUCUAAGCGCCAGAAGAAAAGUUGCAGAGAGCCCAAAUUAGGCACAAGCAGUAGCAUGAAGGGCUCGAUCAGUCGACCAUUUUUGAGGAGACAUUUCUCAAUUGGCUCUCGACCACCUCGAUUAGUUUCAGAGAGCGAGUCAACAAGAAAGAAGGGCUUCUGGGCUAAGCAUUGGAGGGAAUAGUGUAGCAUUCAGUUAUUGGAGAGGUGAGCAGCUUCCUAUGUUCAUGUUCACUGGCUAUGUUCCUUCACUUUUCAAGGAUAUAACUUGCUCGUAUCAUUAUCGUAUAUGGUGAAUACAGAUUGGAAAACAUGUUUAUCUGGUCCAUGUUUUUCGUAUUCUGCUAGAAAGGCUCUUGAGGAGGUGGCAACUCCCAAGCAACAAGCAAGCAUCUCGGUUUUGCAACCAAGUUGAACUGAGGCAACGGAUAUUUGCUGUUUGAGCAACUGUUGUACUUGAAAGUUCCUCCCAAGUCGCUAUGUUCAGAGUUGGGCACUCUGUGCUAUACCAAAUUUUCAGGAUAGUAGAAUAACAGUUAUUAUACUAUGCAACUGAGGGUUCUUGCAGACCCCGUCGCAGCUUAUUAGCAAGUAAUCUAACAGAGAAGGUGACGGCCUUCAGGCUGAAGAUACAAUCCAGCUUGGUAGAGUGUCAUGUUUGCAGUUGUAUUAUUUUUUUGUAUUGUUGGUUGAGUGCACCCGCUAUUAUUUGAUGUCAGUACAUAAUUUGGGAACUGUCGUACAUAGCUAGAAAAAUGCCGAUAAUAUUUAUUUUA
Messenger RNA from Lolium perenne, 2183 nucleotides. RefSeq lists its product as uncharacterized. The record is from RefSeq and is a predicted model, not a curated record. NCBI's taxonomy places the organism in Eukaryota, Viridiplantae, Streptophyta, Magnoliopsida, Poales, Poaceae. Gene Ontology annotation, molecular function: metal ion binding.